AUGUCAUAUAUGAUCAAUUCAGCUAAACAAAAAAGGAAUGAAGAUGAAAUUAUUAAUUUCAUCAGUAAUAGUUCAUUAAAGGAUAGAUCUUUAUUGUUAUUAUAUAUUUCAAAAUUAUCAUCAAAUGGUUUAUAUAUUCCAAGUAUUAGUUCAUUAAUUAAUUUUUGUGAAGAAAUAAUAAUUUUAAAAGAUACAAUUGAAACUCAAAAUGAAGAUUUAGUUGCAAAAUGGUAUUGGGCAGAUGAUGAUAUGAAUGGACAUCAAACAGAUUAUAAACCAUAUAGUUUUGAAACUUGUAAAAGAUUAGAAAAAGCAAGAAAGAAUAAAAUUGAAUAUUGUAGAAUUAGUGAUGUCCAUUUCGUUGAUACAGUUUCACUCGCACAAAUUAGAUAUGAUGAUAAAGGUAGAGUUAGACUUGUUAGAAGAGAUCCACCAAAAUAUAAAGAAAAUGAAAUUUUACCACAACAACAACAACAACCAAUCACAACUGAAAAUAAUAAUAAUAAUGAUAAUGACAAUAAUAAAGAUGAUGAAUUUGUUCAAUGGUAUUGGGCAGAUGAUGGACCAAGAGGACAUCAAGAUGUUUGGGUUAAAUAUAGUGAAGAUUUAUCAAAACUAAUGGAAGCAAGUUAUCAAAAUAACAAUAGAAUCAAUAGUGAAUUAAUUCCAAUUAAAGUUGAUGAAGAACGUUUCGUCGAUACAAAGAGAAUGCUACAAGUUAGAUUUGACUCUAGAUUUAGAGUAAGAUUAGUUAAAAGGGAUACAAAAACAUUGGCACCACCAAAAGGAUCUAGUGGUAGUAGUGCUCCAUCUACUCCAUCAAAAUCAACAAUGGAAAAACUUUUUGGACUCAUGACACUUCAAUCACCAAAGAAAUCAACACCAAAAAAACCAAAUCAAAAAAUACCAUUUGUUGAUACUUCAAUAAAUUUAAAAACAUUGCCAAAUGAUGCUUUAUUAGAUAUUUUAACAAUUGAUGAAAUUAAAUACCUAAUGAAAAAAUUAGUAAUUGCCAUACCAGAUUCAUCCAAAUCAAAUGCAGAUCAAACACCAACAAAUUCAUCUUUAAAAAAAUUUACAAUCUCAACUUUUAAAUCAACUUUUAUUCUUAAUAAUAAUCAAAUAUUAUCAAAAAUUGUAUUAAAAAAAUAA
Messenger RNA from Dictyostelium discoideum AX4, 1152 nucleotides. RefSeq names its product WWE domain-containing protein. Bases 1 to 1152 code for a protein of 383 amino acids. NCBI's taxonomy places the organism in Eukaryota, Evosea, Eumycetozoa, Dictyosteliales, Dictyosteliaceae. The transcript has 2 exons. The record is from RefSeq and is a predicted model, not a curated record.